Punctularia strigosozonata HHB-11173 SS5 is the source of this 1479-nucleotide messenger RNA. Its product is annotated as S-adenosyl-L-methionine-dependent methyltransferase. The record is from RefSeq and is a predicted model, not a curated record. The coding region runs from base 31 to 1299 and encodes 422 amino acids. NCBI's taxonomy places the organism in Eukaryota, Fungi, Basidiomycota, Agaricomycetes, Corticiales, Punctulariaceae. The transcript has 7 exons. Gene Ontology annotation, molecular function: O-methyltransferase activity.
CUCUAGCCCUCCUUCAUCCCCACUGCAACGAUGUCCCCCUCACCCGUCGACGCGGUCGCCGUGGCCGAGCAGCUGCUCGAGCUCGUCAAGAAGCGCACCACCUCCCCGCCCGACAGCACCGAGUUCUACGAUGAGGGCCUCGCCAUCCAGGCCACCGCGGACAAAUUGUUGCGCACCGUCAUGGGACCCCUCGAGUACACUGCGCUCCUUGGAGAGUCGUGCCAGGAGAGCCAGGCCCUGUACUUUGUGACCUCGUUCGGGAUCGCGGACAUCAUCGGCGACGGUGCGCUCGGCAUCGCAGAGAUCAGCGAAAAGACAGGCGUGGACACGCAGUUCCUCGGCGUGGUGAUGAGCUGCAUGCUCGGCCGUGGCUACUUUGAGGAAGUGGAGACGAACGUGUACCGCAACAACGAACUAUCCGCCGUGCUGCGCGACGACCACCCCGACUGCAUGAAGAGCGCCAUCGGCUUCGUGGCCGACGAGGGCUACAAGGCGGCCUCCCGCCUCAUCGACGUCGCCAAGCUCCGCGGACCGUCCGGCUCCGCCGACGUUUCCGCCGACGCAGGCAAGGCGCGCGUUACCGGCACGAACCUCGCCUUCGGCUUCGACUGCUCCGUCUUCGACUGGAUGGCCAAGCCCGAGCAGGCCUGGCGCGGCGAGCGCCUCGGGCGCGCGAUGAAGCAGCUCCACGGCAUGGCGAACCAGAACGUGCCAAAGGACUACGCGUGGAACGCGCUCAAGUCCCCGAUCGUCGACUGCGGUGGCGGCAUCGGCGCGCUCGAGAUGGCGAUUCUCAAGGACGAGAAGAACCUUAAUCUCGAGUUCACCAUCUUCGACAUCCCGCAGACCGUCGAGAACGCGAAAAGGGCGUGGAGCGCGCUCCCCGAACGCUCCGCCUCCCGCGUCUCCUUCGCCCCGGGCAAUUUCCUCGCCUCCAGCCUCCCCGACACCGGCAUCCCGCUCGGCCGGCCGACGUACCUCAUCCGCCACGUCCUCCACGACUGGACCGACGCCGAGGUGCUCGCCAUCCUCCGCAACGUCCGCGCCGCGCUCGCGUCCUCGCCCUCCGAAGGCGUGCCGGUCGGCGAGCGCACGCUCGUGGUGUGCGAGAUGCUGCUCCGGCCCGACUCGAGCCGCUUCGUAAGGACGACGAGCAUGCAGCUCCUCGCGCUCAACAACGGCAUCACGCGCACGCUCGAUGCCAUGCGCGGCUUGAUCGAGCAGGCGGGCUUUGUCGUCCGGAAGGUCCACAGCAUGCGCGCGGUGGACUCGAUCAUCGAGGCCGUGGUUCCGGUCUAGAUGGUGUGCUCGAGGUCGUUUCGGAAUGGAAAUGUAAUAGAAAAGAACGGGCUUCUUGGGUUCUGUAUCAGUAUGGAAUGAUAGUCAGAGUGGGUGUGCGAUCAUGAUGAUGGUUACUGUGUCUGUUUGUGGGGCGAUACUCUCAGUGGUGCGCUUGCGAAGUCGGUGCUAUCUUUGUCU